AUGGCUCAAAGUAAGUUGAAUGAUAUGGCAGGGAAAUUCGCCAAAGGUGGACCUCCCGGCCUUGGUAUUGGAUUAAAAGUAGUUGCCGUUGUCGGUGCAGCCGCUUACGGAAUUUCCCAAUCUUUAUUUACUGUUGAGGGUGGACACCGUGCGAUCAUGUUCAACAGAAUAGGAGGUGUUCAACAGGAGGUUAUGGCUGAGGGACUGCAUUUCCGCAUCCCUUGGUUCCAAUACCCCAUCAUUUACGACAUCAGGUCACGUCCUCGCAAGAUUUCUUCUCCCACUGGUUCAAAAGACUUGCAAAUGGUUAACAUUUCACUGAGAGUACUAUCCCGUCCAGACUCCAACUUUCUUUCCACUAUGUACAGACAACUGGGUACCGAUUAUGAUGAGAAGGUAUUACCUUCCAUUUGUAACGAAGUUUUAAAAUCAGUUGUUGCUAAAUUCAAUGCUUCCCAGCUUAUCACUCAGAGACAGCAAGUAUCUCUAUUGAUUAGAAGAGAAUUGGUUGAGAGAGCUGCCGAUUUUAACAUAAUUUUGGAUGAUGUAUCACUCACUGAGUUAAGUUUUGGUAAAGAAUAUACAGCUGCCGUAGAAGCUAAACAAGUUGCUCAACAAGAAGCCCAGCGCGCUGCUUUCGUUGUUGAAAGGGCUAAGCAGGAGCGUCAACAGAAGAUUGUACAAGCAGAGGGAGAGGCCGAGGCUGCCGAGAUGUUGGGUAAAGCCAUGGGAAUGAACCCCGGUUACCUAAAGCUGCGUAAAAUCAGGGCCGCACAAAGCAUAUCUCGUAUGAUUGCUCAGUCUCAGAACCGAGUGUUCCUGCCCGGUAACAGUCUUAUGAUCAAUCUUCAAGAUCCCUCCUUCGACGAUUUAUCAGAAAAGCUCACAAAGAAGAAGUAA
Danaus chrysippus (African queen) is the source of this 900-nucleotide messenger RNA. Lineage: Eukaryota; Metazoa; Arthropoda; Insecta; Lepidoptera; Nymphalidae. The record is from the annotation of a GenBank genome assembly.